Molecule: messenger RNA, 5551 nt
Organism: Manis javanica (Malayan pangolin)
Lineage: Eukaryota; Metazoa; Chordata; Mammalia; Pholidota; Manidae
Gene: NCKAP1L
Product: NCK associated protein 1 like
Biological process (GO): cell migration; neuron projection morphogenesis; cell projection assembly
Cellular component (GO): SCAR complex
Source: RefSeq, a predicted model, not a curated record
AAGUGUUUGCGGAGAUCAGGCACUGCUGUUUGGAUGCUCUGCUCUCUUGGUGGCCAUCAUGUCUUUGACCUCUGCUUACCAGCACAAAUUAGCAGAGAAGCUCACUAUCCUGAAUGAUCGAGGUCAGGGGGUUCUCAUCCGAAUGUAUAACAUCAAGAAGACUUGUUCAGACCCCAAGUCCAAGCCACCUUUCUUACUGGAAAAGUCCAUAGAAUCAUCUCUCAAGUAUAUCAACAAGAAAUUUCCCAGUAUAGAUGUCCGAAACAGCACGCAACAUUUAGGACCAGUACAUAGGGAAAAAGCUGAGAUAAUUAGAUUCCUCACCAACUACUACCAGUCAUUUGUGGAUGUCAUGGAAUUUCGGGAUCAUGUAUAUGAACUUCUCAAUACCAUUGAUGCCUGCCAGUGCCAUUUUGAUAUCAAUCUCAACUUUGACUUCACUCGGAAUUAUCUGGACUUGAUUGUAACAUACACCUCAGUUAUUUUACUUCUGUCACGGAUUGAGGACCGACGGAUACUCAUUGGCAUGUACAAUUGUGCCCAUGAGAUGCUGCAUGGCCAUAGUGACCCAAGUUUUGCCCGUCUGGGUCAGAUGGUUUUGGAAUAUGACCACCCUCUGAAGAAGCUGACAGAGGAGUUUGGGCCUCACACAAAGGCUGUGAGUGGAGCCCUCCUCUCUUUGCACUUCCUCUUUGUCCGAAGGAACCAGGGGGCCGAGCAGUGGCGCAGUGCCCAGCUUCUGAGUCUCACCAGCACCCCGCCAACCAUGAUUAACCCUGCUAGUUCAGACACAAUGGCCUGUGAGUACCUGUCUGUGGAAGUGAUGGAGCGUUGGAUUAUCAUUGGGUUUCUUCUUUGUCAUGGGUGCCUCAACUCCAACAGCCAGUGCCAGAAGCUGUGGAAGCUGUGUCUGCAGGGCUCCCUGUACAUCACUCUCAUUCGGGAGGAUGUGCUACAGGUGCACAAGGUCACUGAGGACCUGUUUAGCAGUCUGAAAGGGUAUGGCAAGCGAGUCGCAGACAUAAAGGAAAGCAAGGAACAUAUGAUUGCAAACAGUGGUCAGUUUCACUGUCAACGGCGCCAGUUUCUGCGGAUGGCAGUGAAGGAGUUGGAGACCGUGUUAACUGAUGAGCCAGGACUACUAGGUCCCAAGGCCCUUUUUGCUUUCAUGGCCCUGUCCUUCAUUCGUGAUGAGGUCACCUGGCUGGUUCGCCACACAGAAAACGUCACCAAGACAAAGACACCUGAGGAUUAUGCUGACUCGAGCAUUGCGGAACUGCUUUUCUUGUUGGAGGAGGUUAGGGCUCUGGUGCGAAGACACAUCAAAGUGAUACAACAAUACCACCUUCAAUACCUGGCCAGAUUUGAUGCUCUUGUGCUCAGUGACAUCAUUCAAAACCUGUCUGUGUGUCCUGAAGAGGAGUCCAUCAUAAUGUCCUCAUUUGUCAGUACUCUCUCCUCUCUGAAUCUCAAGCAAGUUGAUAAUGGAGAGAAAUUUGAAUUCUCUGGAUUGAGGCUGGACUGGUUCCGUCUCCAGGCAUAUACCAGUGUGGCUAAGGCUCCCCUGCACCUGCACGAGAACCCUGACUUAGCCAAGGUGAUGAACCUCAUUGUCUUUCACUCCCGAAUGUUGGACUCAGUAGAGAAUAUGCUGGUGGAAACUUCUGACUUGUCUACUUUCUGCUUUCAUCUCCGUGCCUUUGAGAAGAUGUUCGCCAUGACCCUGGAGGAACCUACCAUGUUGCGUCACGCUAUUGCCUUCCCCCUGAUUUGUGCUCAUUUUGUCCACUGCACUCAUGAAAUGUGCCCAGAGGAGUACCCCCACCUGAAGAACCAUGGCCUUCAUCACUGCAAUUCCUUCCUGGAAGAGCUGGCCAAACAGACCAGCAACUGUGUCCUGGAGAUCUGUGCUGAACAGCGAAACCUGAGUGAGCAGCUUCUACCUAAGCACUGUGCCACUACCAUCAGCAAAGCAAAGAAUAAGAAAACCAUGAAGCAGAGGCAGACUCCCCGAAAAGGAGAGCCUGAGAGGGACAAGCCAGGAGCUGAGAGUCACCGGAAGAACCGCAGCAUUGUCACCAACAUGGACAAGCUACACCUAAUCUUGACAGAAUUGGCCCUGACAAUGAAUCAUGUAUACAGCUUCUCUGUGUUUGAACACAUUAUCUUCCCUUCUGAGUAUCUCAGCAGCCAUCUGGAGACCAGACUCAACAGAGCCAUUGUUUGGCUGGCGGGCUACAAUGCCACAACCCAGGAGAUCGCAAGGCCUUCUGAGCUUUUGGCAGGAGUUAAAGCGUACAUCAGCUUCAUCCAGUCGCUGGGCCAGUGUUUGGGUGUGGAUGUUUCCCGAGUCAUUCGUAAUGCCCUCCUGCAGCAGACACAGCCCCUGGACUCGUGUGGGGAACAGACUAUCACCACUCUCUACACAAAUUGGUACCUAGAAAGUCUGCUUAGACAGGCAAGCAGUGGGACCAUCGUCCUUUCCCCAGCCAUGCAGGCCUUCAUCAGCCUCCCCAGAGACGGGGAGCAGAACUUCAGCGCAGAGGAGUUCUCUGACAUCUCUGAGAUGCGGGCCUUGGCUGAACUCUUGGGCCCCUAUGGCAUGAAGUUCCUGAGUGAAAAUCUGAUGUGGCAUGUGACCUCUCAGAUCAUGGAGCUGAAGAAACUGGUGGUGGAAAACAUGGAUGUACUUGUUCAGAUCAGAUCCAACUUCAGCAAGGUGGACUUGAUGGCUUCUCUGCUGCCCCAGCUGAUGGGAGCUGACAAUGUCCUGAAGCGCAUGACCAUCAUUGGAGUUAUCCUCAGUUUUAGGGCCAUGGCCCAAGAAGGACUUCGGGAGGUUUUCUCCUCCCACUGCCCAUUUCUCAUGGGUCCCAUUGAGUGCCUCAAGGAGUUUGUCACACCAGACACAGACAUCAAGGUGACCCUGAGUGUCUUUGAGCUGGCAUCUGCUGCAGGAGUGGGCUGUGACAUUGACCCAGCCCUGGUGGCUGCCAUUGCCAAUCUGAAAGCUGAUACUUCAUCUCCUGAGGAAGAAUAUAAGGUCGCCUGCCUGCUCUUGAUCUUUCUUGCUGUUUCCCUCCCACUCCUUGCCACUGACCCUUCUUCAUUCUAUAGCAUUGAGAAGGAUGGUUACAACAAUAACAUUCACUGCUUGACCAAGGCCAUCAUCCAGGUGUCUGCUGCCCUCUUUACACUCUACAACAAGAACAUAGAAACUCAUCUCAAGGAAUUUUUGGUGGUGGCCUCUGUCAGCCUUUUGCAGCUGGGCCAGGAGACUGACAAGCUUAAAACCAGAAAUCGGGAAUCCAUUUCUCUGCUCAUGCGCUUGGUGGUGGAGGAGUCCUCCUUCCUGACUCUGGACAUGUUGGAGUCCUGUUUCCCUUAUGUCCUGCUUCGAAAUGCCUAUCGGGAGGUGUCCCGGGCCUUCCACCUGAACCGAGUGUCAAGCAGUACCCACUAAAAGGCCCUUUGGACUUCGCUAAACCUCAUGCUAUACUGGACCUGUGGCCAUUGUCUCAGUGCGUGGGGAUGGGGCGGGAUCAGGAGCCAGAGCCGGCAUUAAGAGCCAGUCAGGCAUAUGGAGGAACAGUCCAGGGUUGGGAAAUCAUAGAGAAGUGGGGCAGGCUGGGGGGAUGGAGGACAGUUUUUGGGAAAAGUUUAUGGGGUUGGGGUUACAUGUGUGAAUUUUUACAAUGAAGAAAACGAGUGCCAUACAAAUGUGCUUCCUAUCUUCUGGUAACUAGAGCUAGAGCUCUGACUGGCAUGGGUCUCUCGACCUUCAUCACUAUUCUAGAAUAAUGCUGGAGGGCAGAGAUGAUCAAUCAUCAUAUUAAACCAUAAUGAGCUUAUAAUCCUCCCACUGGAGCUGCUACUGUCUCCUGCACAUUCAUUAGGACGAUUAUCUCCUCUCUUCCUUUUCCAAAUGUGUUCAGCAAACAUUCAGCCUGCUCUUAUUGCAAAGUGGUGGCAAAGGAACCCCAUUUUUCCUUUGUGGGGGCUCUUUUAGGGGGUUUGGGUUUCUUACUCUGCCUCUAGCUCUACUGCCUAUAGGGGCAUGAGGAAAUGCUCUUAGAGAUUUUCACUGCCCCAGACCCCCUUCACCUGCUCUACCAUGCCUUGUGGGUAGUAAGUUCUGUUUAACUUUAACCCCUUCUGCUGUUGCUUUCACAUCACUACAGCCCAGAGCACAGAGGGUCAGUCUAGAUAACUGUAGGUCACACAACCACUAACUGGAACGAAGUCCUGUGGGUUUCCUCCCAAGACCAUUUGGGGUAUUCUCCCUCUUAUCUGGAGGGACUAAUUGAACCCCAAUCCCCUGUCUUCCUGGGUACAGAUGUUGCUCCAGGCAGGGAUUUCUCUCCUAGAUCUUACAUUUCAUUGACCUCAUUAGGUUAUAGGGCCCUGAGAGUGGGUAUACUUGAGGGAGUACAAGCUGUUUCAACUAAGCCCUUUUCUGCACUAAUUAGAAUUUCAAGUAUCAUAAAGCCUGGGGCAUUCAAAGUGCACUAAACUAGGUUUAGGUAACUCCAUGGCAGGAAACGGUGGUUCCCAUCCAUCACUUCUGUGUAUCCAUUGCCAGGAAGGACUGGAGCACAGGUCUGGAAUGGUUGGAGUGGUCAAAUACAAGUAACUAACUGAUUGAUUAGGGUCAUGUUCCUACGUCCACAAUAAGUGGGAAGUAAUUUUGGCUUUCAGCAAAACCAUCUUGCCUUUAUGAAAGCUGUUUGAUAGCUGCUUUUGGAUUUUGUAUGUGUGUUUGAUCUUUAUUUCUUGAGACCCAGGCUUAGUUGAUAACUUUUUUUUUAACUUGGCACCAAUAAUCAGUCCACAAGUUUUUCUUAGCAACAAUUGUCUGCUCUUCAGGGUAGAAGCAACAGAGAAUUCCUUCUUCAUGCAGCCUCUAGUUGUCCUUCCUUGCUAAGGAAAAGACAUUACCUCUAAGGAGUGAUUCAGGGUUGGGCCCACUGAGACUAUGGGCAAAGCUGAUGAGGAAGAGAAGGCUCAGAAGUACCUGAACAACUCUUACACCCUUGUAUCUCUCUCUGUUGGGGCCUUCUUCUUGAAGAGAUGGAGACACCUUUUCCAUGUACAUAUAGAACCGCCUGAGAGGACCCUCCCAGAGGACAGCAAAACAAGUUACUGCAGAGGAAUAGAGGGUAGACAUAAUACCUUUUUAAUUGAAAAAUUUGAGACAGUUAUUCCACAUACACUUGUAAGAAAUAAUAUACAGAGAUCCUGUGUAUCUACCUGUUACCCUCAGUGCUAACAUCCUGCAAAACUAGUACACUAUCAGAACCAGGAUAGUGACAUUGAUACAUUCCAUGGGGCCUAUUCAGAUUUUCCCAGGUUUACUUAUACUUGUUUCUCUGUGUGUAUGUGUUUAGUUCUGUACCAUGUGUAGGUGCGUGCAUCCGCUGCCACAGUCAAGAACAGAUCCCUUACCACCAGGAUCCUUCAUGUUGCCCUUGUAUAACCACACCCACUUUCCUUCUGCAACUCCCUGCCUUUUCCCUAACCCUUGGCAACAUAAAUCUUUUCUUUUCUAAAA